AAUCAAACCCGAGAUGACGGUUGAGAUCAAACAGACUUUUCAUUCCUAGUUGGUGCCUGGGUGAGUGACGAGGCCUACCAGUGCUGGAGGACACAGUCAAGUGUUUGGUGGGAGAACAGCCCACAUUCAGAGCUUUGGAAAGACUUUCAUAAGACACCGACUCACCUCCCAUGGAGUCCACGGGCCUGGCAGGGACUCACUACUAGCUAAGAAAAGAGACACAUCUUCAUGAUCUGGCAGCGCGGAAUGGGCCGGCAGGGCUGCAGGUGCCGUGGGAUCUCGAGGACUCUGGGAGCUGAGCUGAGUGGCUUUAAAAUGUCUUGACGCCCUUAGAAGAGAAAAGAUCUUCUGGAGAGAGGAAUGAUGCAGCCUACAGAAAGCACAGAAGGCCCGGGGAGAAAAAGGCAGGGCACAGCAAAGCAGGUCAGCUUGGUGCCCUUCCUUGGAGCUGCCGGCCACCAGCAGAGCCCACCCUCUUCAUGGAAAGCCUCGUGCAGUGGCCCCCUGGUGAUGGCAUCCGACAGUGAUGUGAAGAUGCUGCUGAACUUCGUGAACCUGGCGUCCAGCGACAUCAAGGCCGCCCUGGACAAGUCAGCGCCCUGCCGCCGCUCCGUGGACCAUCGCAAGUACCUGCAGAAGCAGCUCAAGCGCUUCUCCCAGAAGUAUUCCCGGCUCCCGCGGGGACUUCCGGGCAGAGCCGCUGAGCCCUACCUGAAAAGGGGGUCUGAGGACCGGCCCGGGAGGCUGCUUCUCGAUUUGGGCCCUGAUUCCAGCCCCGGCGGGGGUGGGGGCUGCAAGGAGAAGGCGCUGAGGAACCCCUACAGGGAGGAAUGUCUUGCUAAGGAGCAGCUCCUACAGGGGCAGCAUCCAGAAGCUGCCCAGCCUGGCCAGGUGCCCAUGAGGAAAAGACAGCUGCCUGCUUCCUUCUGGGAAGAGCCGAGGCCCACCCACAGCUACCAUGUGGGGCUGGAGGGGGGACUGGGCCCCAGGGAGGGACCUCCCUACGAGGGUAAGAAAAAUUGCAAGGGCUUGGAGCCCCUGGGGCCUGAGAUUGUCCCAGUGCCCAUGUCUCCGAGGGCCCUGGCUGAAAAGGAGCCACUCAAGAUGCCUGGGGUCUCCCUGGUGGGCCGCGUCAAUGCCUGGAGUUGCUGCCCCUUCCAGUACCAUGGACAGCCCAUCUACCCGGGCCCUCUGGGGGCCCUGCCUCAGAGUCCUGUCCCCAGCCUGGGCCUGUGGAAGAAGAGUCCAGCCUUUCCCGGGGAGCUGGCGCACCUCUGCAAGGAUGUGGACGGCCUGGGGCAGAAGGUGUGCAGGCCUGUGGUGCUGAAACCCAUUCCGACCAAGCCGGCCGUGCCCCCACCCAUCUUCAAUGUCUUUGGCUACCUCUAGCCGGGCCGAGAGGGCCUCAGCCCCCACCUCUGGCCUGCAGGAGUGUCAAGGUCCCCGAGGUGCUCUCCUGUGAGGAGGUGGCUGGGCCACAGUGUGGCCUCUUCCAUUUGUGUGCGUAUGGGAGCGGAGGGCAGGAUUGGGGCGGGGCUCCUCAAGCAGUCACCCUUCAGUCUUGCAGUCUUGGAAGCUGGGGGGCUGGUUGGCCCCUCUCCAAGCAGGCCAGGGCCCAGCAGCUUGUCCUGCUGUCCCUGUGCAGACCAUGGGUGCUAGGAUGUUGCCCUUGCUUGCAGACACCCCGGAAGCCAGAGUGACACAUCUGUUCACCUGCCACCCACUCUGCAAGCCAAUCUCAGUUGUUGUUCUUCUUGUUCUUUGUAAAUAUUGAGAAAGUUAAAAGAAUAAAGACAUUUCUUUUGGAGUUUCCAUA
Messenger RNA from Mandrillus leucophaeus (drill), 1816 nucleotides. It is a transcript of the gene FAM181A, whose product is annotated as family with sequence similarity 181, member A. The transcript has 3 exons. Bases 361 to 1389 code for a protein of 342 amino acids. NCBI's taxonomy places the organism in Eukaryota, Metazoa, Chordata, Mammalia, Primates, Cercopithecidae. The record is from RefSeq and is a predicted model, not a curated record.